AUGCAGUUUCACGUUUGUUGUCCACUGCUCUCCGCCAACUGUAGCGCCAAAUACACUUUCUUUGUCAAACUCUCCACACCCAUUCCAACCACUGCCACUACAGAGGAAGGCGGGGCUGGCAAUCGCUUCACACCUCCCCUCUCUCUCUCUCUCUCUUUCUCUGUCUCUCUCUCCCUCUCUCGUCGUUUCGCUCUUGUUGCUGCUGUUAUUAUUAUUCUUAUUUACUCUUUCCCCAUAUCUUUCUCUUUUUCUCCAUUCGUAAUCGCUUUAUUUCGAUCUUUCCCCGGCAGCUUUCUUUUCAUUUUUUUUCUGAAUUUUAUUUGUAUUACCUCUUCCGAAUUUUCUUCCCCACUUUUACUUCAAGUUUCUUUUUCCUUUUUCAUUUUAUCUAAUUUCUCCUCUUUUUUGUCUCCUAAGGUUGAACUUAUCUCUUGCAUUCCUCUUUUGAUUUGUUCACUUUGCUCGUUUUCAUAUAUUCUCUCACUGCUUUCUUUUCGUUUUCUCUCUUUUUUCAUUUCCGCUUUUUCUUCUAUUUUCGUUACUUGUGUUUUCUUUCGUUUUUUUUUCUUCUUUUCUUUCGUUUUAUCUAUCAAUUCUUCCUUUUGUUUCCUUUCCGUUUUUUACGGCGGCCCGGCCGAGGCGAACGACACACGUCCAGCGACGACGAACGAAGGUGAAGACCGGCAGCCUGAUCGCGCUACUGGUGGCUGCCUUCGGCGGCGGCGGCGCGCGCUACCUACCGGGCUCGUUGGCCGUCUCGCUGCCUGCCGUAGGGAACCGGCUCCUACCAUCAUCCACAUCAUCCUCAUCAGUAGUCCCUUCAUACCAGCCAUUUUCUUUUUUUCUUCUGGACUCCUCUCUUUCCUCUUCUCAUCAUUUCUCAGCUCUGCUGAAAAUCAAUUCAUUAUCUAUCUAUGUAUCUAUCUACUCAGAUUGUUCAUUAUCUAUCUAUCUAUCUAUCUAUCUAUCUAUCUAUCUAUCUAUCUAUCUAUCUAUCUAUCCAUUUUCUUCAUUAUCUAUCUAUCUAUCUAUCUAUCUAUCUAUCUAUCUAUCUAUCUAUCUAUCUAUCAGUCCCUUUGUUAUCUGUCUACCCCAGUCCCUUCAUUAUUCAUCUAUCUCUCUAUGUAUCCUUCUAUCUCUGUCUCUUCCUUAUCUGUCUCUCUAUACCCAUCUAUCUAUCUAUCUAUCUAUCUAUCUAUCUCUCUAUCUAUUUAUCUAUCUAUCUAUCUAUCUAUCUAUCUUUGUUUGUUCAUUGUCUAUGUAUCUAUAUAUCUAUCUCAAUAUCUUCAUUAUCUAUGUCUUUUCAUUAUCUAUCAAUCUAUCUACCAAUACCAGUCUCUUCAUUAUCUAUCACAGUCUCUACAUUAUCUAUCUAUCUAUCUAUCUAUCUAUCUAUCUAUCUAUCUAUCUAUCUAUCUAUCUAUCUCCUUCUCUUCAUUAUACAUCUGUCUAUCUAUGUAUCCUUUUAUCUGUUCUCUCUCUAUCUCUAUCUAUCUAUCUAUCUAUCUAUCUAUCUAUCUAUCUAUCUAUCUGUCUGUCUAUUUAUCUAUUUCCUUUUCUUCCUUAUGUAUCUAUGAAUGUAUCUAUCUAUCUCAAUCUCUUUUAUUAUCUAUCUCUCUAUCUCAGUGUCCUCGUUAUAUACGUUUCUUCAUUGUCUAUGUAUCUUUAAAUCUAUCUAUUUUAAUCUCUUCAUUAUCUAUCUAUCUAUCUAUCUAUCUAUCUAUCUAUCUAUCUAUCUAUCUAUCUAUCUCAGUUUCUCCAUCUACCUCUGUUCAUUAUCUAUUUCAAUUUAUUUUUAUCUAUCUAUCUAUCUAUCUAUCUAUCUAUCUAUUUUCUUCAUCAUCUACCUAUGUCUCCUUCUUCAUUAUCUUUCUAUAUCAAUAUGUAUAUAUCUUUCUAUUUCAACACGUUCAUUUCUUUCUAUGCAUGUAUGUAUGUAUCUAUCUAUCUCUGUAUCUCUAUUUCAAUUUAUUAAUAAUCUAUCUAUCUAUCUAUCUAUCUAUCUAUCUAUCUAUCUAUCUAUCUAUCUAUCUAUCUAUCUAUCUAUCUAACUGUUCAUGUAUAGCUAUUCCAACUUUAACUUUAAUAUCUAUCUAUCUAUCUAAGUCACUUCAUAUAAAAAGUUUUUCUUAUGUUAGUCUCUUCAUGAGGAUCUGA
Messenger RNA from Acanthosepion pharaonis, 2157 nucleotides. The record is from the annotation of a GenBank genome assembly. NCBI's taxonomy places the organism in Eukaryota, Metazoa, Mollusca, Cephalopoda, Sepiida, Sepiidae.